UUUUGGGGGCGCCAUAAUUUCAAAACAAAUGCGCGUCGCUUAGUCGCAGUUCAUCGUGUCUGUUAAAAGGGCUGAAGCUGAAGGUAGCUGAGCGUGUUUAUUUUAUACAUAUAUAUAUAUACAUAGAAUAUUCUGCGAAGUUAACUGUAACACAACUGGACGCACUAUCGAUUGAAUUACGCUGUGAAAAUGUCCUGCGGUGUACAAUGCCAGAAAGCCGUGCUCAUCGCGCUGAAUGUGCUGCUGUCGCUGAUUGGCGUGACACUGAUUGCACUGUCUGUCUAUGAGAUGAACAGCGUCUCUUCAGGCAGCUUUGAGCACAUUGCCAUCGUGGCGCAGAUCUUUGUGGGUUCUUUCGUAGUGCUAAGCUCGUUUCUGGGCUGCUUUGCAGCUGUACGCCUCUCCCUCAGCCUUAUUUGGAGCUAUGUCAGCUGCAUACUGAUAUUGAUAGGCUUGCAGGUCUACAUAAUUGUGGCGGCUCAUGUGACGGACUAUGUGGAACGGGCUCGGGAUGAUUUCGUAGCUCUCUGGGAAUAUCAGCGCCGUAACACUGAACGCAUUGCCAUUUUAGAGCAAAAGUACUCUUGUUGCGGACAAAGCGGACCGCAGGAUUAUAUUCUUCAAGGGGUUGGCUUUCCACUCAGCUGCUAUGGCCACCGGGAGCGUGUGCAGAGUCAGCUGUUCAACACCGGCUGCUUGGAGGCUGUCGAGGCACAUGCCACAGACAAUGUCAUUACCGGGCUGAUCACCAAGUGGCUGCUGUUCGCGUUGGAGCUUGGUGCCCUGGGAGCUGCCACCCACUUGGGCAUCACAGUGCGCAAUAAAUUGAGGCGGGAGCAUUUCUGACAGGCUUCGGAAGAACUCGUAAAUCUUCAAACAUAAACAUAAAACAAAUCGUUGUAGACAAAUACUUUUUCAAUUGAUACAAUUAAAUUGGCAAUAUGUGCUAUAAACU
Drosophila grimshawi is the source of this 955-nucleotide messenger RNA. Its product is annotated as protein late bloomer. The record is from RefSeq and is a predicted model, not a curated record. The transcript is spliced from 5 exons. The coding region runs from base 190 to 846 and encodes 218 amino acids. Gene Ontology annotation, cellular component: membrane. NCBI's taxonomy places the organism in Eukaryota, Metazoa, Arthropoda, Insecta, Diptera, Drosophilidae.